AGUCUAAGAUGGCAGGUCUAACUUAUAUAUUGGACGAUUUGGACUACUAUUCAGUCGCCCAUCAAACCUACCUUGGCUACGCCACCAAAAGUGGGCCCGUUGGAAAUUGGAGCGAGGAGGCGUUUGCUGAAGUUGUUGUUGGGGGACUUUCUUCCAGGAUCAUGACAAAGAGACCUCUAACAGUGCUAGGAAUCGGAAGUGGAGCAGGAGACAUCGACCGCAAGAUGAUGUCGAAACUGUUGCCUUUAUUUCCCGAAGUCCACAACACGAUCGUCGAACCGUCAGAGUCACAGCUCUCCCUCUUUAAAGAGUUAGUGAAAGAAGACAAAGGAGAUCUACCCAACGUGACUUUCACUUGGAGGGAAGACACCGUCGACCGCUACGUUGAAGAGUUGGAGUCUAACCUGGGUGGCAGCGGCGGGAUAUGUGAAAGGUUUCAUCUUAUCCACCUCGUACACUCCCUGUACUAUACCGACGAUCUCACCAGAACUCUUCGUGUACUACAUCAGGCCUUGGAAGAAGGGGGUGUUCUCUUCAUAUCAAUAUUGCCAAAUGAUUCGGUCUUCAACAAGUUGGAUGAUAUUCAAAUCAAACAUGGCGCAUCCAGGCCACGCCUAUGGACGGACCAAGACGUCACGGCGUCCCUCGACUCUUUGAGACUCCCUCACAGGCUGGACAGAGGCACAUGGUGCACGCCCUCCUCGUUAUGCUUCCAAGAGAAUUCCCAGGAUGGACAACAUCUCCUAGACUUCUGGACCCACACGAAGAACUUCAGAAGAACGGCCUCUAAAGAUCUCCAGGAGGAGAUCUUUGCGUGCUUGAGAUCUCCUGCAAGUUCAAAGACUGAGACUGACGGAGAGAUACUGUUCUUCAGGGACUGGGUGCAUAUCACAGUAGUUAAAGAGUAAGCCAGUGAACUAUAACUUACCUAGGCCCUGUUUCAUAAAACUUGUCAGCACUGACAAAUGAUAGUCUUUGUUAAACUUGCGUCUGAUUGGUUAUCAGCAGAUUUUUCACUGAUUGUUGUUAUUUGUCAUUGAAAGAAGGCCUGUGAAACGGGUCCCUGAUUCGAAUAUUUACAGGAUUUGGGGAAAUUGUUUUCACUACAUUAUCAAGAUAACCCCCAAAGUGAGGUUGGUGGAAAAAUAAGGAAUUGUAUGGGAUGAAUAAGGUGUACCCACUCUUGGAUUGUGUAAUGUAAGUAUAUGUAGUUUGUUAUACGUAUCAUGUUUUACAUUUUGUUUGUACAUGUACAGCGAUAAGACACACAUCCAAAGAGCAUUCCCAGAUCUCUUCAGGUGCUAUGCCGGGGCUGUAUUUAAGCGUGUAGUAAUUGAUAACAAUCGUUACUUCGAAUGAUUCCAAGCACUGAAUUUUGAUAAAAUUGUUCAAUUAAAGUUUCAGCAUUACAAUGAUGAAAGAUUUUUUUUUUUUUAAUUCUUCGAAUAACUACUUUAAUCAUAGUCAUAAUGAGCACUAAGUUUCAUAAUAGCACUGAACAUUGUUUGCAUCUGUCAAGUAUAUAUCACGCGGAGAAUCUGCGGGUUGUGUGCAAGAUAAAUAAGCUACUAUAAUAAGGGAGUUUACAGAUAGCACAUGGUACAAAUGACCCCAAAUAUCCACAAAUCUUUUACACAUGGAGAAGUUCCACUUUGAGCAUCUUAGAAA
Strongylocentrotus purpuratus (purple sea urchin) is the source of this 1668-nucleotide messenger RNA. Its product is annotated as histamine N-methyltransferase. Bases 9 to 908 code for a protein of 299 amino acids. The record is from RefSeq and is a predicted model, not a curated record. The transcript is spliced from 3 exons. Lineage: Eukaryota; Metazoa; Echinodermata; Echinoidea; Camarodonta; Strongylocentrotidae.